Molecule: messenger RNA, 3031 nt
Organism: Bactrocera tryoni
Lineage: Eukaryota; Metazoa; Arthropoda; Insecta; Diptera; Tephritidae
Gene: Akap200
Product: A-kinase anchor protein 200
Exons: 5
Coding region: 257-2818 (853 amino acids)
Source: RefSeq, a predicted model, not a curated record
CGCUUAUUGGCGUCUUUGUCGUCGCAUUAUAUGCACCGCCUUUGGAUCAAGCAAAGCGUUUCAAUUCUUCAGUUACGGUCGAAAUAAGCAGACAUUUUUGUUUGAAACACUGUGAAGUGUGAAGAGAAAACGAAUAUAGAAAAGAAAGUUUUUGGAGUUGUUUCGAAAUUCGGGUGAAAAGUGAUAUUUAUUAUAAAGACGCCGAAUAGAAUUAAGUUUAAUAUAAUCUGAAAGGAGCAGGCGUCAAAAAGACAAUAUGGGUAAGACUCAGAGCAAACGUUCAGUUGAUAUAACCACCGAAGCCAAGAAAAAUCCAGAUGAAGAUGUUACCGGCAAGUUGGAAAAAAUUGAAGAUCUCGAUCAAAAACAGGUGAAUGGCGAUGCAAGUUCUCAGGAGAAUGUUGAAACGGAGGCAUUACAGAAAAAAGAUGGUGAUGAAACUGAAAAUGACAAAGACUUGACAACCGAAAAGAGUGGUGGUGAUAAUGGUGCACAAGAUGGUGGUGGUGACAGUAAUACGGGACAAAGUAAUGCAAGUGCUGCGGAGUCUGCUUCUAAGGAAGACGAAUCAACUGGCCCAAAGGAUGGUAAUAAAAGCACUGAAGAAAUUUCGCCCCUCUCCGAUGAGAAUAACAAAAAGCCCAAGAAGGAGAAGGUCAAAAAGAAAUGGUCUUUCCGUAGCAUUUCAUUUGGAAAAAAAGAUAAACAAAAGCCAGCUAAAGCCGAGGAUGCAGCAACUGAAAAUGCGGCAGCUACAAAUGGUGAUGCCGCAGCACAAGUGGGUAAUGGUGCUGGCACAGAAGAGACGGCUGAAAAAGUGCAAAAAGAUGGAGCUGCCGGAGAUUCCGAGGAAAAGAAUUCUAACGAGAAGGCCACUGAAAAUGGCGAAAGCUCUGAGAAAGAAUUGAAUGGUGAAAAAACGUCAACUUCUACUACACCAGUUGAAGAGCAGGCUGUAAAGGAAAUCUCUUCCAAUGAAAACACCACCAACAUCACAAACAACACCACCGAAACCACAAGUUCAGUUGUAAUUGAGAAUAGCUCAACCACUGCCACUGAAAAUAAUCAGACUGAGAAGCAAACUACUGCCACUACCACUAAUUUAGCCGCAGAGACUCCUGAAAGUGCACCUGCCGUCGUGAGUAAUGGUGAUACAAUCGAGAAUAACGGCACUGAAACGUUAUCGACUGCCGAUGACCAGAAAGAUCAAGUAACAGACAAAGCAGCGGACUUGAUGGGGGAAACGUCUGACGUUGCCGAAAAAAUUAAAAGCAUUCCAAAUGUUGUAAACGAGAUGUCCGAUAACAAAGGUGUGCAUCAAAAUGGUACGAGCGCAAAUGGUGACGAACUCGAAACUGAAAAUGAGUCCAAAUCACAAGUUGAGGUAAUAUUCCAAACAGAUAAAGCUGCCCUCACAGAAGAAUUAGUUACUUUGAAUACCGCUACUACUUCCUCUCCACCCAAUACAACCCCUAUUUUAAUCCCUGACCCCACCAUCACCAUCGAAUCGACGUUGAACGAAAUUAGCGAGAAAGUCGCAAUAAACAACGAAAGCAUGAUUACAGAUUUGACUGAUAAACAAAUAGAAGAAACAGCAGCGGUUACUGCUGAUUGUGCUACAAGUGCUGUAGUAGACAUGACUUUAAAGGCAAUCGAACCUGAAUCAACAUCUACAGUUUCAGUUACAGAUCAAACUGAAGUCACUAAUGUUGAUACAGGUAAGGUUGCGUUCAACGAGCCUGAAGCGGAAAUUGAUACGAAUGCAGAUCAAUACAAAGCCGAAAGCCAAUGUGAAGAUACAACCGGAGAUUUAAUUGCUACUGUAAGUGCAACGUCAACGGCUGCUGAAUCCCCAAAACCUCCUCCGCUACCUGUUUCCCCUCCACCAUCACAAGUAUCAGUUUUUGCGUUCAAUGAUAAUAAUCAAGUUGAGGAAGAGGGAAUAUGUGGUACUUCCACGCAUAUUGCUGCUGAAAAGGAAACUUCAGAUCUAUCAACAUCCGCCAUAAUACAACAAAAAGAUGUCGAUGACAUACCAAAUUCACAACUUUGUACUGAAGAACCGCAACUAUGCGCUGAGGGUGUCGAACCUUGCACUGAGAACUCUCAACUUUCUAUUGAGCAAGCCAGCCAUAACGAAGAUACUGAAAGCGGAACUGUUCCAUCUUUAUCGGAUAAUGCUCCUGUAACAACUGCGCAAAGUCCUCCAUCCUAUGCAAGUGAGCAUUUUGAAGUUUCUGAAGCGCCAAAAGCUUCUAUGGAACAAGUAGAAGAAAUUCAACAUAACGUAUUGAUCGUCAAGGAGGAUAUCGCGAGCGAUACUCUUCCCAAUUCGACAGAAGAAGCUGUAGCAGUUCCUGAACAAGUUUUCGAUAACACUGAAAACCAGUUUGUAAUGGCGGCCGCAGCAGUUGUAGAUGAGAUAACUGAAAAAGCUGUAGAGUUAAUUCAACAACAAAAAGAUAUCGAAGAGAAUCAUCCGGAUAUAAAUGAAUCAAACAUCAUAACAACAAAUGAAGAUAUUAAGACUGAUAAUGAAGAUAUCGAAAUGAACCCAGUUGAGGAUGGUAUUGAAAAUAGUGAAGUCGUCACCUUUCAUGUGAAGGGAGUCUCGAUGGAAGAAAUUAUUGAGAAAAUGGAAUCGUCAAAUAUUAAUUGCGAGAAGACAGAUUCUGAUAAGAGUAAGCAGUUAACUAUUGAGUCACACCUACUUGAUAGUCUAAAAAUGACUGAUAACCAUAUAGUGGAGGAGGAAAAAGACUUUGCUACAGAAAUGUGUAAUCAGACUGUGGUCAGCGUUAAUGAGAUACAAAAUUAAUGUUCAAACGAUAAAGAAACACAAAAUUUUAUAUAUAUAAAUACGAACUAUAAAUACAGCACUUUAUAAAAGAUAUGAUUAAAUUCGUAUUCGAAACGCAAACAAUUGCUGUUUGGGCAUCUAAGGAUAUUACUAAUGCUAAGGAUCUAAAGGAGAGUGCUGCGGCAGAGGUCACAACACAGGAUCUUCCCGUUAUAUGCGAAUAAUCCUAUU